Molecule: messenger RNA, 5544 nt
Organism: Closterium sp. Naga37s-1
Lineage: Eukaryota; Viridiplantae; Streptophyta; Zygnematophyceae; Desmidiales; Closteriaceae
Source: the annotation of a GenBank genome assembly
AUGCCGAGCCAAUCCCGGGGGCGGCACGUCGCUUCGCCGUCCGGCGCGGACGCGCAGUGGGACGCGCACUGGGAUCCGCCGGCGUUCCGCCGCUGGCUGCUGGGCUUCGCGGCGGUGCGCUUCGACCUCGAGCAGGGUCAGCUCGUCGAGGCGCUCUUCCCCGCGGGCGCGCUCAGCGCGGAGGAGGAGACUGACGUGGCGUUCUCGUCGUUCCCCGACUCCAUGUCCGCCGUGCACUCGCGCGCCUCGCUCUACGACUGCCUCUUCUUCUUCCGCAUCCGCCGCCGCGGCGUUCCGCCUGCCCUCGCCGCCACGAGCGGUGGGGUUGAUAACGGGGCGGGCAGCAGCGGCGACGGCACGGGGGAGGGGGCUGGGCGGAGUGUGCUCGCCGCGCAAUCUCCGCUGCUGCAGCAGCAGCACGUGCACACUAGUGUCGGUCUGGGGGCAGCAGGGGGAGCAGCCACGCGGGCGACGAGUCGGGCAGAGCGGUCCGCCGCGUCCGCGCGGAGGCAGUCCGCCAGCCCGCCGCGGUGGGACCCGGGAACCAAUCGCGCGACAACACCUGGCACGACCCCGCGGCGAGGCAUUAGCGUGGGGCACGGCGGGGGGCCGGCGGGGGCGAUGGCGGAGAGCAUCAGCGCGCCCGCGUCGACUCUCACCAGCCCCACGGGGCUCGUCGCCGCCGCCGCCUCGCCCUUCGCGCGGCUCGACAGAUGCGCCACGGAGCCGCUCGCGGGCGGCGAGGGGGGAGACGAGGCGGAGGUACAGUGGCGCGCGCAGGCGGGGGCUGGCGCGCUGAGACACUCCGCCAGCGCGCGGGGGAGCGCGGGGCAGCGGGAGGAGGAAGCGGCGGUGGGCAGAUCCGCGUCCAUGGGGGCGGGGAGGCGCGCGAUGCCCGCGCACAGCCAAGACGAGGACGACCGAGGGGGGAACGGCGGGUCUGGGGGCGGAGCAGCAGCAGCAGGGGGGGCGGGGAGGGGCGGGGCGCGAUACCUGUACGGGUUUGUGUUCAACCGGCAGCGGCACGACGAGAGGCUGCCACGAGGCGGCGAGCAGAAGUCGGUGGUGGUGCUCUCCGAGCGCCCCUUCUCCGCCGCCUUCCGCCGCCUCGCCCAGGUCGUCGGCCCGCUCUACUUCGACCGCGGACCAAUCGCGUUCGUCCAGGUGGCCGCGUGGGUCUCCCUGUGGCCUGCGCCGUACCAGCCGAGCGUGGUGGGCGGCGGGGGAGUGGGCGGGGCGGCGGGCGGCGUGAUGGAGCUGCCGGUGGGGCCGCGCACGUCCCUGCGCGUGCAGCUGCCGCCCGCCCACACACUGCCGCCCGCGUCGCACUCGGCGCUGGACGACUUCACGGCCGCCAUGGCGCCCGCCCCCCUCUCCACCUCCGCGCCCCAGCCAAUGUUUUCAACACUGCACCUCCACUUACCCCUCACUCCAUACACCGUUUUCCUUUCACCUCCCAAUCACCCCUCCAUCCAUUCACUCACCUUCCCCAUGCGGCCCCCUUCCCCCUCCCCUCUCAUCUGCAGUCCCAAGAAGGGUGACGUGUUAGGCUCAUCCCACCCCUGCAUGCAUCCGCCCCAUGCCACAACCCCGCAGGGCAUAUUCCACGACGCGGACGUGUUUGGCAUCCUGCGCGGGGUGGCGGCGCAGCUGUGGGUGCUGUGGGAGCUGCUGCUGCUGGGCGAGCCGCUGCUCGUCAUCGCCCCCACGCCCGCACAGUGCUCCGAGGCCGUCGCCGCCCUCGUCGGGCUCAUCGCGCCCCUGCCCUGCUCGCAGGACUUCCGCCCCUACUUCACCAUCCACGACCCCGACUUCCCCGCGCUCAACGCGCUGAGGGACGGCGACGCGCUGCCCGCCGUGGUGCUGGGGGUGACGAACCUCUUCUUUCUGAAAGCGCUCAAGCACCUGCCGCAUGUGCUGUCCGUGGGGCGCCCGCCGCACGGCGGGCAGGGCGUGGCGGGGGCGGCGCGGUACGGGGCGGGGGCGGGCGGCAGCUUGCAGCCGAACGGGCAGGUGGCGGUGAGGGAGAGCGCGGGGCGGCUGCCACAUCAGCAGCAGUCGCCGCUGCGACGCCUGGCCACUGGCGGGCUGCUGAGACAGGGGUGCUCGAGUGGCGCGGCAGCAGCAGCCCCUGCUGCCGUGCCUAGCAGCGGUGCAUUCAACCCCCACCCAUUGCCCACCCAUUGCCCACCCAUUGCCCACCCAUUGCCCACCCAUUGCCCACCCAUUGCCCACCCAUUGCCCACCCAUUGCCCACCCAUUGCCGUGUGUGUGCUCUCAGGCUGUGGACGAUGCAAGGUUGAGUCCAGUCAAUGCUGUCUUACACCACUCCUUUCCCUCCCCUCCUCUCCUUACUCCCACCCUCGUCCAUCCCCAUCCAAUUCCAUCCAUCUGCACCCACGCCUAUCCACGCCCCACCCCUCUGUGUGUCCUGGCAGCAUGCUGGCGGCGGGCAGCAAGGGCUUGGCGCGCAUGAGGGGGGAGGGGCCGCUGUCACUCAUGGGGGAGCACAGGGAGGCGCUGUGGACCAAUCACGUGCCGGCAGUCAAGCCCGACACCGCCGUGCUCAACCGCCUUCUAGACGCCUCCACUGCUCUGCACCCCUCCGCCUCCCACCGCACUCACCGUUCCGGCUCCUCCGCCACCAAUGCUGCUGAUGCUGCUGCCUCCCCUGCUGACGCCACCUCUCUCGCCUCUGCUGCUGCAGCUGCUGCAGGGGUGGCAGCAGGAGGAGGGAAAGGCGGCCGCCCUGCAUCGGCGUCUGCCCCCCCAUCCGCCGCGGCGUCUCUCUUCAGCCUGCCGGGCGCCGUGGCGGGCUCGCUGCUGGCGGGCGUCACAGGCAUGCCAGGGCUGGACGAUGCGGCAGAGGGCAGCACAGGGGGAGGGGGAGGCGGGGUGGGGGGGCGGGGGGCGGGGGUGAGCGGGGAGACGGUGGCGAUGGUGAACAACGAGGUGCUGCGGCGGCACUUCAUCGAGCUCACCACCAACUUCCUCGCCCCCUUCGGCCCCUUCCUCCGCGCCGCCGCCCCGCCGCCCGACGCCUCGCCCUACUGCGACCCGCCGCCGCUGCCGCCCUUCGACGCCGCGGAGUUUCUCGGGCAGCUUGCCGCCCGCGGCCCGGGGAAGUUUCUCGCGAAGCGGCUGCAGGCGGGCAGGUGGCUGGAGGUGUACAGAAGGUUCCUGGAAGGGCCGAACUUCAUGCCGUGGUUUCAGCGGCGGCGCGCCGUGGCGGAGGCGGAGCAGCACCGGCUGUGGCGGGCGGCGCGGCUAAGGGCGGACGUGAGGAAGGCGGUGGGGGGCAUGGGCGAGGCAGACCUGGUGGAGGCGUUCCUGUGCGUUGAGAGGCACAUGGCGGUGGAGAGCAAGGUGAGGCACAUGGCGGUGGAGAGCAAGGUGAGGCACAUGGCGGUGGAGAGCAAGGCGUGGCGGAGGGCGGGCGAGUCCCCUGCAGUGGGCAAGCUGAGGGGCGACCUGCGCGUGCUCUGGGCGCACAUGCCGCCCGCCACGCAGCGCCUGCUGCUCCUCUCCCCCGCCCACGCCGCCUCUCUCCAGCUGCCGCCCUCCUCCGCCCCUGAGGAUGCUGUGCGGGGCUCGUCGGCGGUUUCUGGGAGUGGUGAGUCAGGAGACGCUCGGUGGGGGCAGCGGGCGAGAGAGGGCACGGGGAGUGGCAGGGAAGGGGGUAGUGGAGCAGCAGCGGCACAAGGAGCAGCGGCAGCGGCAGUGGGGAGGGGAGGCGGGUGGGCUGGUUGGUUGUUUGGGAGGAGGACCGUGGAGAGCUCGGGGAGUGGGAGUGGUGCAGGGGAGAGGCGGGUGACAGCAGGCAGUGAUGGGGGGCGGAGAGAGGAGGCAGCAGAGGAAGCAGGGGCAGCAGAGGCAGGGCGGGGAGGAUCAGUUGGGGCUGCUGCCACAGCUGCGGCUCCUGGUUCCGCUUCUGCAGGCUUGGACCACAACGCCAGCUCAGGUGAUCUGUCAGGUGAUUCUUCAGGUGGUGUGGGCGGCAGCGGGGGGCAGAGUGGGACGGUGGAGAUGGUGGAGGCAGCGCAGCACCUCUCAGCGCUCGUGGCCAAUCUCAGCCUGCCACCUGUCAUCGCCCUCAACGGCGAAUCACACCCCUCAUCCAACCCUGGCAAAGCCUGGUCUGAAGCUUCCAGCCCUCCCCGAGGCUCCUCUGCAGGCUUGGGCCGAACGUCAAGCGGCGCUUCUCCACGAACGGCCGGAAUUGGGUGGGGAACGGACAUGUGGGACGGCAGCAGCGUUGGCUUGACGAGCAGCAGCGCGCGGAGCAGCACGCCUGCCCACCCCGCCUCCACCACCCCCAGCAGCACCACCAGCACGGGCAUGGGCAGCGCAGCACACGUGGCGGGUGCACGGUUCGCCGUGUCCCCCGUGGUGCCGUUUGGGCGGCGCCCCGGGCUGUCAGUGGGGCGCACGCCGCCACGCCUGUCGUCCUCUGCCCCCGGCACGCCCCUCCACCUGCACCCGGGAGGCACCUUCCUGCACGCCCGCCCCGUCCCCGCACACUCCGCCGCGCCGCACCCAAGGGGGAGGUACACAGGCGGGGGUGGCGCAGGGGCGUUAGGCGGCGAGCGGUUGAGUGCGUGUGCGAGCGCAAGGGAGGAAGCGGGGAGCGGAGGGGUGGGGGGCAUGGAGGGCGGGGGGGCCAUGGAGGGCGGGGGGGUGAGGGUGGGGCGCACGGCCACGGAGCCGCCACGAGAAGCGCGCGGCGCCAUGUCGUUUAUGCGCGGCGAUCUGCUGCAGAAGGCGCGGCUGCUGAUGCGCGGCGGCGUGGUCGACCCGCCCAAGUGGCUCGACGCGCUCUCCAAGUGCGUGGGGAGGGGGGGCGGGGGGAUGGGAUGUUGGCGGAGAGGGGGAUGGGGAGGGGAGUGGGGGAAGGAGGGGUGGGGGAAUGGGGGGAAGGGAAUUGAGGUGGGGGGACUGGGAGGGGCGGAGCAAGAGGGCGAGUUGCGGGUCCGUCACCGUCUGGGGACACGGGGAGGACGCUCAGUAGCCAGGCGAGCCGCGCUCGCCGGAGGAAUGAUGAGCUGCCAGCGCGCUAGCCGCCGCGGCCGUGAUGUGCCGCGAGUGCCUCCACAGCCCAAGGCGCGGCGCUGCCCCAAGGCGCGGAGGAUAGAGUUCCCAGAGGACCCUCUAGUGGAGUCGUAUUACGCAAGACACCCUGAGGCCAAGCUGCAGGCAUACCGGCUGCAGGGCUUCGACCCGCCAGUGGCUCGGCGGUUCGCGUGGCGGCAGCUGGAGCUGAUGCAGCAGCAGGGACUGACCAAACGACAGGCCAGGGAUGCUGUGGAGGCGGAGUUCACACGGGCGGAGCAGGAGGAGGAGGAGCGGGCGGUGCAGGAGUGGCGCCGGGCCAUUCGGGAGGGGCGCCAGCCGGCAGCAGUGCGGUGCAGUGCGGUGGAGGAGGUGCAGCAGGAGGAGCGCGCUCACAUGCUAGCAGGCCUUGAAGCCAUGGGGGCUCAGCUCGAGGCUGCUGCUGCCGAAGCUGAGGCGGAGGCUCGGGCUGCGCAGAGAAGCGUUGGGAGAUAG